AUGGUUCAAGGCCCUUGCAAGUGGAACUUAUUAAGGAUCUGUAGCAUCGUAGAGUCGUUCUGCAGCUGUUUUUUCUUUCUCAAAGUUGUAGGUCUGCUCUGCUGUUCGGCUUUUCUGGUCCGGUCCGCGCAUAUUCCAGAGAAGUCAAUGGACGCAAGGAGUUUGGUCGAAAAAAUAUUAGGCAACAUCCCUGUGGUUCACGGGUCCAGUGUUAAAAUCAUGGGCCUGACCCUUGACCCGUCCAGCCAGUCUAGGAACAUGCCGUACCAGUCCAUGGUGACCUCCCUGGGCAUCCCCGCAGCACCAGAACUAAGGACUGUCUGCAGACCCCUAAACCAAAUCGACUUCACCCUGGAGGUGUGUCUGAGCAGUAUGUCUGCGGGGCUGCAGCUGUAUCAGGAUGUGCUGGGUGAGCUGAAGGAGCGUGUGACCACUGACAAGGUGACAGGACUCCUGGCUGACAUCAGAGACCUGCUGGCCCAGGUCAACAAGAUGCAGGAGCCUGGCCAGAUGAGCAGUGUGGCCCAGUACGAGGCCUCGGGACUGGCCUCACGUCUCCCAGGGGACUACGAGGUUCAGGUUGCAACUCACUUUACCCUGCUGCAGCUCCGUGACUUCACACAGAACCUAAAACGCAGCCUGCGCAACAUCGAACACCUGACUUCCAGGCCAGGACAGAGGGUCUGAACUGUACUCUACAGCAGCAGCAAAACCUGUGCAGACAUGGAUGGAGGACCGGAGGGGGGGUCGUCCGUGCCAGAAGCCUAUUGGACUUCUAAGGCAACUGCGUAGUGAUGGAAUCUGGCUGAAACAUGUUUCAUUUCUGUUCGAGCCUGCUUCAGUCUUUCUAUCUAAUCUGUCCAUCAAGGUCAAACGGGACAUUUGAAAACAUGAAGCAAGCGGAGCACUUUAUUUAUCUGAGAUAGGGGAUGGCACCAAAACCAAUUGUGUAGCGUCCCUGUAUCUGCCAAGGUCUGUACCUSAUAGUAUAACUGCAGGUAGCUGGUUCAAGCCUUGCUCUAUCUGUUCCCCACCAAUUGGGACAAUAGCAACUGGUCAAGGACUGAGUGCCUUCUUAUCUUCAUCUCUUUCUCCCCAUGAGGGUUUUGUUCUUAGCUUGUUCUGCCACUCAACACCACCUCUGAUUGCUUUCUCAGACUUUCCUUGAGAUAAAGCAACACCGAUAGCUGCCAGAUAGUGGCAAGUCCCCGACAGUUUCUGAGAUACUUAUUUAUACUUAAAAAUAUAUAUAUUUAUAUAUUUAUGAAGUACUGGGAUAUCAUUUGUUUGUGUAUUUGAAUUCAUUUGUUUGCGUAUGCAGGUAUUUAUUUAUUUGUAAUGUAUUUAUGUAUUUAUACUGUAUGUGUUUUUUUACUGAUUGAUACUGUCAUUCCUAGAGUCUUUUCCUGGUGGGUGUCAAGAGAUUUGUACUGUAUGUGGUUUGGCCUCAGCCAAGGUCAUUUUUUUUAUAUACCAGGAGCUCCGAUCUCCUUCCCUUUGUUUUAUUUAUUAUUAUAUAUAUUUUUACAGGACAAUAGGAAGUCGGAAGACAUGUAUAGAACAAACAGUGAGGAAGGGCUUUAGACGAACAGCCGAGUUGCGACUUGAUCCCCUCGCCUUGGAGGCAUGUGUGGUCUGGGAAUCGAGAGUGUUACCGCUCGAACCAGACUCCGGCACGAGAGGGUUAUUAGUCAAUACAAUCACCCCUAGAGUCAUUUCCUGGUAGGUGUGUCAUUCCCUGUUUAGGAAGUUCCUAUUCUAGUUUUUAUUAACACAAGACAAACGUCACACAAGUGUGAAUUGAUGUUAACCGACAUUUUGUGUGUUUUAGUCAUCACUUGUAGUGUCGUAAACGUCACACUUGGGGAAAGCCUAGAAGGUUAUUUAUUUAUUUUGUCUAGCCCUGAUGAUGAAAUAUACUCUUCACACUGAAGUAUGUAAGACAUUGAACAUGUUCUAAUGUGUGUAGUUUAAGAAGGUUGAAUGGUACUUGUGACAACGUACUGUAUUUUUC
Messenger RNA from Salvelinus sp. IW2-2015, 2014 nucleotides. The record is from RefSeq and is a predicted model, not a curated record. Lineage: Eukaryota; Metazoa; Chordata; Actinopteri; Salmoniformes; Salmonidae.